Messenger RNA from Adineta steineri, 1464 nucleotides. NCBI's taxonomy places the organism in Eukaryota, Metazoa, Rotifera, Eurotatoria, Adinetida, Adinetidae. The record is from the annotation of a GenBank genome assembly.
AUGAGCGGAUCAAAAUUAAAUCAAGAUGCUGCUACAUCAUCUAAUAUUCGUCAACCACGACGACGUAUAGCACAAAAUUACCUUCUCCUAUGGGUAGACACCGGCAUGGACGAAGUAAACGAAGAUUAUAAAAAUAUAUUAAAACAAAUACGAACUAUUACUGGUGAUGUCAAUGUCUUUACGCAACGAGAUGCAUGCAUCGACUUUCUUACAGAUACCCAAGAAGACACCAAAUCUUCUCUUAUUGUCAAGGAUGCGAUGUCUCAACAAAUGAUACCCCUCAUCAAUGAUAUUCCUCAGUUGGAUGGUGUCUAUAUCUUCCGUCAUAUUAAAACUCUACAUGAGGAAUGGACAAAAAAAUGCGACAAAAUCAAGAGCAUUCAUACCAAUAUUGAUGAUCUAUGCCAAGCAUUACAAAUCGGUAUUAAGCAGGUCAAUCAAGACUCAAUAGCCAUGAGUUUUAUCCCAGUGAAUGACAUAGCUUCUGCUGAUAAUUUAAAUCAGUUGGAGCCAACUUUUAUGUAUACACAGCUAUUCAAGGAAAUUCUUCUUGAUAUGGAACAUAACAAACAAGCUAUCAAAGACUUUAUUACUUACUGUCGAGACCAUGACUGCAUGUCACCAAAAUAUAUUGACCGUUUUGAGAAAGAAUACCAUGCACAAUCCGCUAUUUGGUGGUAUACUUUCCCAUCCAAUAUCUCUUCGAUGCUCAAUUAUGCUCUUCGCUCUAUGGAAGGCGAUACUAUUAUUAAUAUGGGUUUUUUCAUUCAUGAUCUUCAUCAACAAAUCCAAGAACUAUAUCAACAACAGGUUAAUACUUAUCAAGGCAAACCAUUCACAGUUUAUCGGGGACAAGGUCUUAUAAAAUCGGACUUUGAAAAACUUCAAAAAACAAAGGGUGGACUAAUAUCAUUUAACAAUUUCUUGUCCACCAGUAAAAAUGAUGAAGUGUCCCUCGGUUUUGCUCAAACUGCUUCAACAGAAUCAAAUAAGGUUGGCAUUCUCUUUAUAAUGUCCAUUGAUCCUUGUUUAAAAUCAACACCAUUUGCCUGUAUUGCUAAACUCAGUUAUUACGAGGCACAAGAAGAAGAAAUUCUCUUCUCAAUGCACACCGUCUUUCGGAUGGGUACGAUUGCACAGAUGAGCAAUAAGAAUCAAAUCUAUAAGGUUGAAUUACAAUUAACGUCGGAUGAUGAUCAACAAUUACGACUACUGACUGAUCGGAUACGAGAAAAAGUUCAUGGUACUGGAUGGGAAAGUUUGGCUAACUUAUUGCUUAACAUUGGCCAAUUUAAUAAAGCUGAUGAACUUUAUAGCGAAUUACUCGAACAGACAUCUGAUGAUGUUGAAAAAGCGUUUUGUUAUCAUCAGCUGGGAUAUGUCAGAAAUGCUCAAGGUGAUUAUGAAAAGGCUGUUUGGUAUUACGAAAAAGCACUUAAAAUCUAUGAAAAAACUCUUCCUUAA